GCUUCCUUCAUCACUUCAUAUCAAAAACCAUUUGAAAGAGAGAGAAAAAAAGAAAGAAAUACACAAUGGCAGGAAUCAUGCACAAGAUUGAGGAGACUCUGAACAUUGGAGGCAAGAAAGAUGAGCACAAGGGUGAGACCCAAGGUGGGUACAAGCAACAAGAUCACAGGGGUGACGCACAAGGCGAGCGCAAGGAAGGGUUUGUCGACCAGAUGAAGGACAAAUUACCGGGCGGCGGCGGGCACAAGGGCGAGACGCAAGGUGGGUACAAGCAACAAGAGCACAGGGGCGACGCACAAGGUGAGCGCAAGGAAGGGUUCCUUGGCCAGAUGAAGGACAAGAUCCCGGGGGUUGGCGGUGGCAGUGGCGCCCAUGGUGAAGGAGGAGAGAAAAAGAAGAAGAAGGACAAGAAGAAGAAGGAUGAUGGCCAUAGCAGCAGCAGUGACAGCGACUAAAAAUCUUGCACUGCUUCCAUGCAUUAGGUGUGGAGGAGUGAGGUCGAGGUCCUGUCUACCAGUAACUGUUGCAGAUUAUCACUAGGAAAAAAAAAAAGCUGUACUGUUCAAUAUCUUGUAUCUUUGCUUUAAGUGGUGUUGCUGGGCAGGGAAGAAUGUAAACCGAAAAUGAUAUUGUAAUAAGAUUAUUAUUAUUAUUAUUAUUA
Messenger RNA from Populus euphratica (Euphrates poplar), 661 nucleotides. Its product is annotated as dehydrin DHN3. The transcript is spliced from 2 exons. The record is from RefSeq and is a predicted model, not a curated record. Gene Ontology annotation, molecular function: metal ion binding. Bases 66 to 455 code for a protein of 129 amino acids. NCBI's taxonomy places the organism in Eukaryota, Viridiplantae, Streptophyta, Magnoliopsida, Malpighiales, Salicaceae.